Messenger RNA from Malassezia vespertilionis, 552 nucleotides. RefSeq lists its product as uncharacterized. The record is from RefSeq and is a predicted model, not a curated record. Gene Ontology annotation, cellular component: ESCRT I complex. NCBI's taxonomy places the organism in Eukaryota, Fungi, Basidiomycota, Malasseziomycetes, Malasseziales, Malasseziaceae. Gene Ontology annotation, biological process: protein targeting to vacuole; ubiquitin-dependent protein catabolic process via the multivesicular body sorting pathway; protein targeting to membrane. The transcript is spliced from 4 exons. The coding region runs from base 1 to 552 and encodes 183 amino acids.
AUGGCGACGCGGCUUGCGGACGAGUUUCCCGAGGUCGCGGCGCUUCCGCGCGAGGAUUUGCGCGAGCUUGCGGAGCAGCAUACACCACAACAGAUGGCGUACUUUGGAGCCGUGUUCGAUAGCUUGCCGCAGGUGCGUAGCCUGUACGAGGAACACACGCGGCUGCUUGAGCAGGUCGAAGCCGCGGCCGCCCAAAAUGCCGCGAAACGCCCGGCGCUGCUUGCAUUGCGCGACGAGACGAGCGCUGCGUACGUGCACGCGCGCGAGAUGGAGUCUGCAUGGACCGCGACCGAGCGUGCGAUGCACGAGGCAUACAAGCGUUUCACGCCUUCGGCCUUGCAGGCGCGCAUCCACCAUGCCGCGAAUGCGGUUCACGACGAGAGCGAGGCGCUCGCGAAUGCGUACGUCGAGGACCUCCCUCCUGAGGGCAGCACACACACUAUGAAUUAUGCCUUGUUUGUACGGCACUACCGAGAUCUACGCACACGCUACCACCGCCGCGCAUUGCUCCACGAUCUGUGCACGCAGCAGCGCGUGCAAUGGCCAGCAUAG